UUGUAUGGCUUUUUGUCUUUGACUCCAAAGACCAAAACAAUGAAUUUAAUGCUCCCUUUUCCACUUUUCUCCUCUUUCUUUCAUACUCAUGAAAAAGAAACCAAAAGCCAGAAAUCCUUUCCCAUGAAAACAUCAACCUCAAACACUCUUCUCUCAUAUCACACACUCACCUAAACUGAAUCAACCUCAGUCUUCUACCAUGGACUCAUCAUCAAGGGGAUCACAACCCCAACCACCACAAUCUCAAGGAUCAUCAUCAUCAUCACCACCAACACUACCACCAGCACCACCAAGCCGCUAUGAAUCCCAGAAGCGACGAGACUGGAACACCUUCUUUCAGUACCUGCACAACCACAAGCCCCCAUUGACGUUAGCACGGUGCAGUGGAGCACACGUCAUUGAAUUCUUGAAGUACUUGGACCAGUUUGGCAAAACCAAGGUCCACACGUCCGGCUGUCCCCACUUCGGACACCCUAACCCUCCUGCACCCUGCGCUUGUCCACUCAAACAAGCCUGGGGCAGUCUCGACGCCCUUAUCGGACGACUUAGAGCCGCCUACGAAGAAAAUGGCGGUCGCCCUGAAUCUAAUCCCUUUGGCGCUAAACCUGUUAUGAUUUACCUUAAGGAAGUCAAGGAGGCCCAGGCCAAAGCCAGAGGGGUCCCCUACGAGAAGAAGAAGAAGCGAAAGAGAACCACCACAACACUCUCUAACGUCACUCAUACUGCUCCUGUUGAUGCUGCUCCUGCUUCUUCCACUCCUACUUUACCUUCUUCUUCAACAACAUCAUAAUUUCAAUCAUUUUUACCAUUUUUUAGGGUUACUUACUACUAUACCUUUCUAAAUUACACCGCCUAAUUAUUAUUUAAGUUGUAUAUAUUAUAUUAUGAUGCUUUUCCAUACCUCAAUCAUUCUACUCUUUAUCAACUGUUGAACUAGAAUUAUUGGUUUAAGCUUGUUGUAUUUCACAUCUCAUUUCAGAUAUUUAUUAUUUUAUUUUGUUUUUGGGA
Messenger RNA from Vigna radiata var. radiata (mung bean), 1008 nucleotides. Its product is annotated as protein LIGHT-DEPENDENT SHORT HYPOCOTYLS 5. Bases 200 to 790 code for a protein of 196 amino acids. The transcript has a single exon. The record is from RefSeq and is a predicted model, not a curated record. Gene Ontology annotation, cellular component: nucleus. Gene Ontology annotation, biological process: mRNA transcription; response to light stimulus. Lineage: Eukaryota; Viridiplantae; Streptophyta; Magnoliopsida; Fabales; Fabaceae.